Messenger RNA from Melitaea cinxia (Glanville fritillary), 1355 nucleotides. RefSeq names its product protein roadkill-like. The record is from RefSeq and is a predicted model, not a curated record. Gene Ontology annotation, molecular function: ubiquitin protein ligase binding. NCBI's taxonomy places the organism in Eukaryota, Metazoa, Arthropoda, Insecta, Lepidoptera, Nymphalidae. Gene Ontology annotation, biological process: proteasome-mediated ubiquitin-dependent protein catabolic process; regulation of proteolysis. Gene Ontology annotation, cellular component: cytoplasm. The transcript is spliced from 2 exons. The coding region runs from base 191 to 1192 and encodes 333 amino acids.
UCUUUGGUCUUCUCUUGAAUAACAAUAAUUAUUAAUUACUUAUUAUUUCAUAAGAGUAGUUUAAUUAAUGACUCAUCUAGCUGAAAAUUCCAAAAACAACAACAAGUGAUAUUGAAUCUGAUGACGUAGUUUUAGUUACAUAUUAUUGUGUUUAAUUCUUAAAGCUGAUUUGAAUAAUUACUAUAACAAAAUGAAAGAUUUAGAUCUACCGGAUGCUGAUGUAGUGUUUGGACAUAGGGUGUGUCAGACGUCCAAUGCGAAAUGGCUAUGUCUUGAUAAUAUUUAUCAGAAAUUACAUCGACCGAAUCUACAUGAUAUCGGUGGCACCUAUAUCGAUAACCUCGCAGACUACUGGUUUAUAUAUCAAACAGAAAUUGUUUCAGACAUACAUCUAUUACAUCUUUAUGUAAAUAAUCGUCCGGAGGGCUCUUUUGAUAUAUCUGUCAGCGGUAGCAGUGAUUUAACCAUUAAAAAGAAACAAAAGAAGGCUUUUCUUUCUUCAACACUAAAGUCCUAUAAGUUUAGCAACCGGAGUGAAUUAUCUCAAAAUUACAUUACAACUUAUAGUUUUUCUUCACUUGAUGUGGAGGUUUUAAUGGAUAUGAAAUUGUACAUACCAAUAUCAUUUGGUAGCAAUGGGAACAGUGAAGCAGUUAAUGAAGUAACCAUGGAUUAUGAUUUUAAGUCCCUUCUAACUGAUCCAAUAGGGUCUGAUUUUGUCAUAGAAUCUGCAGAUGGCAGUAAGUUUGAGGUUCACAAGAUGCUCUUAGGUGCAAGCAGCGAGGUAUUCAAAGCAAUGCUCAAAGAAAACACCGCAGAAAGUCAGAAUAGCUACUUGAAAUUGAUUGAUAUAGGUAAAGAGGACCUUCAAUAUAUUUUGGAGUUUAUUUACACAGGCACAAUAGAAGACAUUGAAAAUGCUAACUUUUUAAACCUUUUGACUUUGAGUGACAGGUAUAACCUCACAGGCUUAAAGGAAUUGUCUGAACAUGUUCUGUCCGGUCGACUGACUGAUGAUAACUGUAUUGAAACACUGGCCAUUGCUGAUUUACAUAACUGUGAGGAAUUAAAAUUAAAAGUCUUAAUGUUCAUAAAAUCUAAUAAAACAGCUCUCUACAAUGAUAUGUUCAAUGAGCUUAACAAUGUUGAAUUACUUAAAGAAUUGUGUCAGUUUCUUGUAUCUACUUCGUAAGUAUAAUUUUUGUUGUCAAAUAAUUUUUUUGUCUUACCAUAAAUUUUAUGUUUGUUAUCUGCCUUGAUAAGGUAGCUUUGUGUAAAAAUUCAAAUUAAGUAGUGUAUGAAAUACAUAAAUGUGAUUCAGAAACCUUAUAAAUAAACUUUAUUUGAAUUUAAAA